This is a messenger RNA of Solea solea (common sole), 2340 nucleotides long. RefSeq lists its product as uncharacterized. The coding region runs from base 316 to 1965 and encodes 549 amino acids. Lineage: Eukaryota; Metazoa; Chordata; Actinopteri; Pleuronectiformes; Soleidae. The transcript has 8 exons. The record is from RefSeq and is a predicted model, not a curated record.
UUUGUUUUGAUGCGGGGAAGUUUUGGCCAGCUCGGUUUGAUGUAGAACACAGUUUUUAUUCGUUUGCAAAUAUAUUUGUAUUUGUGUGCAAUGCGCAAUUUUAUCCCACCGCUUCAAACCACCACCACUGUCUUAUUGCCCUCGUUUUCUUACGCGUCGUCUUAUCAUCAGCCCUGAUUGGGGAGUUAGGUCCUUGAGUCUGAACUUUCUGGCGGAGGCAGAAAGCAUAACGUUAUCCCUGCUUUCCGGUUUCUGCCGGUUGUUGUUUUCGAUGUUCGCCGGUAAUGCACGUGCAUACUGCUCAAGUGUGUGGUUAUGAGAUCAUCUCGAAAUCAGUUCAGAUAUCGGACUACAAAGAGUGCUACAGAGAGUCAGCGUUUCAUCAUCAGACAGGUGCCAAUUGCUGAGGAACAAAAGAUGGCUGCUGCCCAGAAGCAUGUGCUGCGUGUGUAUGUUGCUCGAGACACCCUUAAACUUACUCUACUUGAGCGACCAAAGUCAGUGGAGGAGCUGAAAGAAAUAAUGCAAGAGAGGUUCAAGCCGAGGCUGGAUGGGGACUUUAGCCUGCACUAUGAGGAUCCGGACUUUGAUGGUGAUCUUUGUCUUCUUUUGGACAUCCAGGAGUUACCAGAGAAGGGCACACUAAGAGUCGUCAGAUCUGAAGGUGACACCUCAUCUACUGGAUCUUCUGACACAGACAUACUCCCACAUGUACCUGCUUUACAGCGCCAGAAGAGUUGGCCUGAUCACUUUGUUGUUCCUGGUUUUGGUUAUGAAAUGGAGCAUAUACUAGAUGAAGGAAAUCGUGUUUAUGAAGAAUCAGGAAAAUUGCUGAAGUUAAAGAGGUCACAGAAGAGUGAAAUCCUUAAAAAGAUGGCAGAAACGAUCUACACUUUUAAACCCUACCCACAUGAGAAGGAGUUGGCAAUGGCUGCUCAAGCUUUGAUUAUAGCUCAUCCAUGUCUCAGAAUGACGGCUGGUGAAGACGGGGAGUUGGGAUGGAAACGUCACAUAGGGUACAAGGUUGCGUCUUACCGUAACAAUCUGGCCAAAGCUGGGGUUGCAGAAGUAGCCAUCAACACAGGGAGGCGGAGCCGAAACAACCCAGACAACGAUCACCCCCAUCAAAACAUAAAGAAAGCUCGCAAAGCAGAGGUCAAUUACAUCAUCAACCUACCAAAGGAUCAAACCCCAGCCACUCUGGAAACAAUGAGAGAAGAAAUCAUACAUGAAGUCGAAAAGACUGAGAGAAACCAAUUAGUCAUAGGCAGGCUCAUGAACACAACCUAUGCCCUUCGUCGCCAAGAAAUUGUUGGCGCUCUUGUAGCUCCACGGGUGAGAGACGUCGUGGACAGAUGGCCAGCCCUACUUAUGGAGUCACAGGUGUUUGCAGAGUUCCACAGAAUCAACAACGUUAACCUGCGCAAUCAAUUCUACAAGGAGCUGGACAGACACAUGCCUAAACUCAUCACCUUGUUCAGAGACAAGGCCACCAAGACUGGCAAGAUAGCGGAGGAGCUAGCCAAGCUCAUGAGGAUUUAUGACCUUCAGGAACAACGUGAUACAAAUAUGAGACGGGCCCUCGUCCUUCGUGCACUUCCUGUGUACCUGCGUGAAGAUGCCUCCAAGUUCUUCAGGACCUGUAAUUCAGCAGAUGGUCCAGACCUCACUGACACUCCAGUGGCUCUCCUGACAGUCGUCAUGGAUGACACUACUGAUGUGGCCCUCUUCAGCCCUGAGAGCAUCUGUAUUGUUGUGGAGGAUGAAAUACUUGUAAGUGGUCCCACAAAUCUGGCUGACUCAUUUGUCCUGCUCUUUGGGUACAUCUAUGCACUAGACCUAAAGUAUCCAAAGAGUCUUGAGCUUACAUUUACAUUCAUCCAAAAAGUUGUGAUGUGUCUUGAGGACAACAAACCACUGAAAGGGCGUCUACUGACACUGAAGAAUGAUUUGUUCUAUGAGUGAAUAUCCCAGAAUGGACUAUUUGUUGAGCUGAGUAUUGAGGAAGGUUUUUCUUUUUUCCCCUGUUAACAAAUGUAACCAUUUGCCUCUUCUACCUCAGAUUUCUACUCAGUACAAAGCCUAAUUAGUUAUGCUGAAUGUGGCACAGUUUGCAUCUUCAAUUCACUGUUCAAUUCAUGCACUAUACAUGUUUAAUGUUCUGUUGCCUAAUGCCUACGUUGAUGCACUGCCUUGAUGUUGCCAGUUGAAGUACGGCACAGUAGAGACAAGUACUUUAUUUGAAUGUUUUAUUUUAAAAAAGUGAUUUGUAGCCUUCAAGGUACAGUAAGUGCUGACAAUGACCACUAUCAGAAUAUGGAACUAUUGAGAAGACACUUA